This is a messenger RNA of Phoenix dactylifera (date palm), 3745 nucleotides long. Lineage: Eukaryota; Viridiplantae; Streptophyta; Magnoliopsida; Arecales; Arecaceae. The record is from RefSeq and is a predicted model, not a curated record.
ACCUCGCUCCGUCAAAUCCGUGCGCUGCCCUGGCGACCCAGAAAAGAAACAAACGCGAAGCCAAGCCCUCGAUCCUUCCACGCUUCCAGAGGGCUCCAGCCUUUGGGAGUCGCACUCACUCCAUCCCUCCUCUUUCUUUCUUUCUUUCUUUUUUCCAUCUUCGCUGCUUCUUGUCUUCGGCUAUUCCUUCUCUCUCUCGCCCAUCCAUAGCUCGGCGGGAGCACGCAGCUUCUCGCGCCGCGGCAUCCAUCUGGACUUUAUAAUAUUAAAAUAGGAAGGAAGGAAAGAAAGAGAGAGAGAAAGAAAAGGGCACCGCUUUCGCUCUAUUCUUAUUCUCUCUCACCGCUCGCACGAGCAGAGCUCGGUUGUGACCGGCGCUGAAAUUAUCAAGGUGACAUCAUAUUGUGUAAUGAUGGAAUAAGUCUUGCUGUUAUGUUGUGGGCCUUACUGGUGACAUCAUGUUUGACAGCAACACAUCCUGAUUUUUUUCGUGAAUAAAACUACAUUCCGAAUUUUCUUCGUGGAUCAUAUGGAUAUUGCUUCUCCUGUCGGGGACAGUGACCAUAACAUUAAUGAUUUAUGCCCUGAACAAAACUCUAGGCAUCAGGAGCAAGGGCUUAAAUCUGAUGGUAUGGAAAAUGAUUCUGCAGAAGUUGGGUGUGCAGACCGUGAUCAUGUUGAUUCUGAAAAAUUGACUACCCUAGCAGAGCAUGACAAAAGCAUCAAAUCAGAAUCUGAAAAAGCAGAUAUGAAGCAUGGUGCGAAAAAGAACUUGAAAAAAUCGUUACAGAAGGGAAAGAAGGCUUCUAAAAGUUUGAGAGGCAAAAAAUAUUUCUUAAGAUCUUCACUGGAUGGUGUCAGAGUUCUACGAUCAAUGUCAAAGGGGAAAAGCAAGACUGCUGCUGAGUCUGCAACUCCCCCUAUAAAUCCAACAACAAAAAUAAGAAAAAAGAGGAGAAAAGUGAAGGGAGCUUCAAAUGAUGAAUUUUCAGGAACUAGGAAACGUGUAAGGUACCUGUUGACACGAAUAAACUACGAGCAAAGUUUGAUUGAUGCAUAUUCUAGUGAAGGAUGGAAAGGUCAAAGCUUGGAAAAGAUCAGGCCUGAGAAGGAACUUGAACGAGCCAAGUCUGAAAUUUUACGCUGCAAAUUGAAAAUCCGUGACUUAUUUCGGUGUCUAGACUCCUUGCUUUCUGAGGGCAGGCUUCUGAAAUCUUUAUUUGAUUCUGAUGGACAAAUUUGCAGUGAGGAUAUAUUUUGUGCCAAAUGUGGUUCGAAAGACGUAUCAGUUGAUAAUGAUAUCAUACUUUGUGAUGGCACUUGUGACAGAGGGUUUCACCAGAAGUGUUUGAAUCCCCCACUUCUGAGUGAAAACAUUCCUCCUGGAGAUGAAGGAUGGUUGUGUCCUGCAUGUGAUUGCAAGGUAGAUUGCAUUGACUUGCUUAAUGAAUUUCAGGGAAGUGUUCUUUCAAUCGGGGACUCAUGGGAGAAAGUUUUUCCCGAAGCUGCAAAUAGUGACAGGCUAUAUGAUUUAUCCAAUCUCCCAUCAGAUGAUUCGGAGGAUGACAACUAUGAUCCUGAUGUCCCUCAAGUUGAUACAGAAGAUCAUAUGGAGGAAUCUAGUUCUGAAGAGGUUCAUGAAGAACAAUCAAGUUCUGAAGAAUCAUAUUUUACCUACUCAUCUGAAUAUUCAGGGCCUUCAAAGAAGAACAAGCAUAAUGAUGAUAUUGGAUUAUCCUCUGAUGAUUCAGAAGAUGAUGAUUAUGACCCUGAGGGUCCAGAUCCUGAUAAGGAAAUCCAGAAGGAAGGUUCAAGUUCGGAUGAAUCAGACUUCACAUCUGAUUCCGAUGACUUCUGUGCUGAGCUUAACAAGAUUGGAGGUACUGAUGAAGUUUCAGCAUAUUCAUCACCAAAUCUCAGGCCACUAGAUCCUUCUGGUGAAAGAGAAUGUGUGAGCGAUAGAAACAAAAAUGCCACAAAUUCUGAGCUACCUUCCAUGUUGGAGCGAGAUGUAAGCCAAAAGAAUGCCUUACCUAUGUCAGGAAAAAGGCAACGUGAGCGUUUAGAUUACAAGAAGCUAUAUGAUGAGACUUAUGGUGAGGCAUCUUCUGAUUCAAGUGAUGAUGAAGACUGGUCUGAUGAGAGUGCACUGAAAAAGGGAAAGAAAAAUGACCAUGUAGAAGAGACUGAUGUAUUGCCAAAGGCAAUAUCUCAAUCUAUCGAGAAUUACAGAAGCUCUGGGAGGGCCAAGAGAAAGACUACAGUAGAACACAUGGUAACAAAGUCAGAUUUAGUUCAAAAGCAAGUUCUACUGGCAGUGAAUGAAGAUACUCCCAAAAAAGCACAUCAACAAAGGCUGCAAUCUACUUCUCUGCAUCACACACAAAAGCAUGAUGACCCUCGGGAGCCGGAUUCUAAGGGAAACGAGGCAACUACUUCUGUUCAAAGGCGUUUUGGUCCGGUAGUCACUCAGUAUCUAAGCAUACCAAGCUGUUGCAAGUUGCGUGUUCUAGAAGCUUGAUUGUUUACUCUUCCUUUCAUCUACAACCUAAUCUAUGAUGAAGUUACUAGUCAAAUUUCUGCUUUUGGAAUUCUGCAGCUGUCUAUAUGUACAUAUAUAUUGGUAAACAUCUUGAAUAUCUGUAAGUUUACAUGGUUGUCAGACCUUUUUGUUCUGGUGCCGGUAGAAUCCAUGCAAUGACUAUAUGAUUAUUCCUAGCAGAACAAUGUAUAUUUUACCAUCCGUGCAGAGAAAUGCUUUAAUUGAGAAUGCUGUGGAAGUACCAUCCUAUAGUGAAUAGCUGCUUGGUAGGAGCUUGAUGCCAUUCCAUGCUUUGUGGAAUUCUACUGCUACUUCUUGAAUACAAUAGCUUUGCAAGGCUGUCCUAUGAGUUCCAAUGCCAAUAGAAUCCUCUAAUACCUUUUUAGAUUAUUGGUAGCAGAACGAUGCACUUUUUAUCUUCUUUCAGGGAAAUGCUUUAGUUGAUAAUGCUGUUGAAGGACCAUCCUCUAGUGAAUGACUGUUUGGUAAGAGUUCAAACUACAUUCCAUGAUAAGUCUCACAAUGGGGGAUUUGUUGAAUUAAUAAAUUGUAUAUUGUUAGUAUGCCAACAUUUGUCUGAUUGAAAGGGUCUGUAGUCAAUGUGCUACACAACAGGGGGUAGCCCUUCCCCAGAUACCCCAAACCCUAGUAAGCCGAGAUUCGAUACUAGGUCUUUUGAUACAACUACCAAAGACUUUACCAGCUUGCUAAGCCUUUACCUUCAUAGUAUACUAACAUUGUUUGAUCACAUGGUAUUAAUAUUUUGUGAGUUUUAUUUAUGAAACACAUUUAUGGAUAUAUGCUUGUCUGUACUUGACCAUUUUAACAGCAUAACUGACUGGAGGUCGAUGAUUUUCUAUAGUAGAUUACUUGUACUCUGUAGCAAAGUUAACCUUUCACGUUACUAUGAACCUAAAAUUUGCCGAGUGAUUUCAAUGUUUGAAAUUUCUUUCUCAAAUGAGUACACGAGGCAUCUCUGCCUCAAAUAGUUCAAACCCUACACGUAUGGAAUUUGGGAUGCUAGAAUGCCUCCUGUGGUUUGUACAUAUCCAGAGUUUGUUUCAGUUGUAAAUGUGGGGCUUGCAUUUGAUUGAAAUGCAGGAUUUGUGUUCUAUUAUUGACUUGUUAUGUUAUCCCAGUGGGGUCUUUUUGGAAGUCUAAUCCUGCUAAUUAUGCAGUCAUCAAAGGGGCUUUUGGUACUUG